AAACUUCAAAUUCCUGCUUACCACCUGUGAAGAGGGACUUCUUACUUUGCUGACCACCGUGCAUUGAAGCGCAGUUUUGUUUUUAGCCAAUUCCAUUUUUAAACCUCUUCAGGAAAUCGUCUCUAUCUCGGAUCACCGCUUCAUGCGCUCCCGCAGGGUAAACAAGGAGCCGCAGUGUAGCCUGCCCCAAAGACGGCUGAUGAAGAUGAUGAUGUGAGGAAGGUGGCGGCUGUCGUCUAGACUGGAGUGAAAGGUGCGUGUGACCUCUUCCCCUCUCCCCUGUGACCUCUAGAACCCCAUUGACCAUCUCCCCUUACCCUCUCCUCCCUGAGGCCAGACUGUGAUCCAUGGAGAAGCUUCUGGGUUUCGGGAAGCAGUUGCUGAGGCUGAAGGUGGUGGACUGUAACUCAGAAGACUCCCGUCUGUCCCGAUGCCUUAACACUUUUGACCUGGUUGCCCUGGGCGUGGGCAGCACGCUGGGCGCUGGCGUCUACGUGCUAGCCGGCGCUGUUGCACGAGAAAAUUCAGGUCCUGCUAUUGUGCUGUCUUUCCUGAUAGCGGCCUUAGCCUCAGUGUUGGCUGGUCUGUGCUAUGCUGAGUUCGGAGCCCGUGUUCCCAAGACAGGCUCAGCUUAUCUUUACUCCUAUGUGACUGUUGGAGAACUCUGGGCCUUCAUUACUGGAUGGAACCUCAUCCUCUCCUACAUCAUUGGUACCUCCAGCGUGGCCCGUGCAUGGAGCGCUACGUUCGACGAGUUGGUAGGGAAGCGCAUUGAGCAGUUCUGCAGAGAGUACAUGUCCAUGAAAGCACCGGGUAUACUGGCAGAGUACCCUGACAUGUUUGCUGUUCUUAUCAUAAUCACCCUCACAGGUCUGCUGGCAUUUGGGGUCAAAGAGUCAGCGAUGGUGAACAAGGUUUUUACCUGCAUCAACGUCCUGGUCUUGUUGUUCAUGGUCGUCUCUGGUCUGGUCAAAGGGACUUUGAAGAACUGGCAGCUAGACCCUGAAGAGAUCCUAAGUGGCAAUUAUACCAGUGACUCCAACCUCAAUUCAACAAACAUCCUGCCAACCAAAGAGAGUUUAGGAGUGGGCGGUUUCAUGCCGUUUGGUUUCACGGGCGUCCUGUCGGGAGCUGCUACCUGCUUCUAUGCAUUUGUCGGAUUUGACUGCAUCGCCACCACAGGUGAAGAGGUGAAGAACCCUCAGAGAGCCAUUCCUAUUGGCAUUGUAUCCUCGCUGCUCAUCUGCUUUGUAGCGUACUUUGGUGUUUCUGCAGCCCUCACCCUCAUGAUGCCAUACUACCUGUUGGACAGCAACAGCCCUCUGCCUGUAGCUUUUAAAUAUGUGGGCUGGGGCGGAGCCAAAUAUGCUGUCGCUGUAGGCUCUCUUUGUGCUCUGUCUACUAGUCUGUUGGGUUCCAUGUUCCCCCUACCCCGUAUCAUCUUUGCCAUGGCUCGGGAUGGCCUGCUCUUCUCCUUCCUGUCCCGCGUCAGCGAGAGGAAAUCCCCCAUAACGUCUACUGUGGCGGCCGGGGUUAUGUCUGCUAUCAUGGCAUUUCUGUUCGACCUGAAAGACCUGGUGGACCUGAUGUCAAUAGGGACGCUGCUGGCCUACACAUUAGUGGCUGCAUGUGUCCUGGUCCUCAGGUACCAGCCUGAGCACCCCAGUCUGGUGUAUCAUAUGGCAAAUACCCAGGAGGAGGUAGAAAUGAAUGACAGCAUCAGUUCCACCAGUGCUCCCAGUAUGGGCAUCCUGCCUGGUAUGGAGAAGACUUUCAGCUUCAAGACUGUCCUGUUCCCAGACAACUCUGAGCCAUCCACACUGUCCGGCUUCACUGUCAACAUCUGUGUCUCUGUCAUGGGAACAUUGAUCCUGGUGUUCAGCAUACUGGCAGUUCAGGGAGGCAUUGCUGUGUGGAAUGUCAUAGCCCUCAGUGUCAUCUUCAUGGUGUGUCUCCUCCUCACCGUUAUCAUCUGGAGACAGCCUGAGAGCAAGACAAAACUUUCCUUCAAGGUCCCACUGCUACCCUUCAUUCCAGUGAUCAGUAUGUUUGUUAAUGUUUACCUGAUGAUGCAGCUGGACAGAGGCACUUGGAUACGAUUUUCUAUCUGGAUGGCUAUAGGUUUAGUGAUUUACUUCGGCUACGGCAUUCAUCACAGUACUGAGGCAACUACGGCCCGCUCGUCUCCAGACACGGAGAUGAAGGCGGCCACAGCUGCCAUGUCACCAGAAAAGGAGGCCUUCCUGCAUUAUGGGAUGGAUGUCAGGGAAGAGGACGAUGGAGAUUUGUAGUAAGCAUUAGACCAUGCUGCGUGGAUUUCAACCUUCCCCAACGCCAGUCUGUCUGUGCAAGAGUUUUUAGACCGGACAAGUCCCAGUCCCUCACUGGCCAAGGUAGUGCCUUUUGGGGAAAGAAAUGAUAAAUAACUUUGACCUCAAAUUCACAAACCUGUGAGUUCCCCCCUUGACUGAUGGGUAGAACAACAGGAUUUCUUAAGCCAUAAUUGACAUGUUCUGUUAUUUCAGUAUUUUGUGAUGUGUUUGUUACCCCCUUUUGCUUGGCUGUGUUGGCUGGGGUGAGGGUUCAUGUUGGAGACACAAAACAUGUCAGUGUUUUAGGGCGGGUUCAGAGAUUCUGGGAGACCCUAAUAUUUGUCUCUCUUCAUGAUGGGUCGUAGUUACUUCUUUGGAGAGUGUCUGGGUUACAUUGCUGGUAGUAGGACUGUGCACAUGUGGUAACAGCUUUCAUCUGCGUGCCAGAAAGUUCAGCAGCAGUAAAUUUUUUGUCCUUCUUUCUGUGAAGCAUUAUAACUACUGUAUAUAUCUACACAAUUCUGAAAAUCAGAUAACACAGUUAGUAUUACCAAUUGGUUACAGUAGCUACAUUUUCUGCCAACUCUUGUGUAACCGAUGUUGAAAUGCUGCUCUAAAAGUCCUCCCUGACAAGUGAAAGCUUGCACAAUACACAGUUGGCUUGAUAUAAUUACCCUUGUUCACUAGCAGAAUAGGGUGUCGAGCCAAUGGCUGCACGUGUAAGUGGGCCAGCAGGGAGCUGUAGCUUACAGUCCUUAUGAGUCCAAAUUCAAAUCCAAAGGAUGGCAUUGAUACCAUCUGAGGUACCAGGCUUUUUCAUGCAAAAGGGAAAGUCUGGCAUCUUACUGUAUAGUUUUAAUGCAGGUGUACUGUAUGUCUUGGCAAGAAGCAGUCAUGAGCAAGCCAUUGGUCUGGCUGCAAAUGAUGAUGCAGAGACAGCUGUAACAACAACAUAUCAUGUUGGGCAGGUCUUUACUCUGAGAUACAGAGAUUCAGAAGAAGUAAUUAAGUAUGAAAGGCUACCAGAUACAUUUUUAAAUCGUCAAACCAUGUGACUAGUACUAGUUUAACAAAUACCUGAUUUUACAUCCUCUUCACAAUAAUAAGGAGCGUUGUUAAAAUACACUUUCUUAUUUGGGCUAUUUAACACCUUGGUAAAUAUAAAAAAUCUGAAACGUGUUAAACAUCAGGAUAAAGAGAUUAAUUGACAGUUGCUGAAUGUCUGUUAAUGUCAUGUAACAUUAGAUGAUAGUGGAUUUUCUCACAGUGCUGGCUGCUGUGUCGUUUUGCAUCUGUAGCUUGUAACAUGAAGUCUCUCUUUUUUUUAAAAAAGGUACAGGCCGACUUUUUUUUCUAAAAAUGUUUAAUUUGGAUAAAUGUAUAUGUUCUAAAUUUAUUUUACUUCCUUACUCAUGUUUAUUAAUGUCUUUUUAAAACAUGGUCAUUUCCAGUGUGUUUUACAGAUUACAAAUCUGAUUUAACUUAAUAUUUACAAUUAUUGGGGCGUCCGGGUAGCUCACCUAGUUAAGUGUGUGCCCUAUGCUUACUGCAGCGCUUUGCUGCAUGUCAUUUCCUCUUCCCACUUUCACUCAUCAGCUGCUCUUACAAAAAAUAAAGGCAAUAAAAAUCCCAAAAAGUAUCUUUAUAAAUAACCUGUCUGUGGGUAGUGUGUGUAUAUAUAUAUAUAUAUAUACACUAACAAAAGGUUAAUGAUCAUUUAAAUGCAGACCUAUUCAUCAACCCAUAUCAUGUUAUGUUAUGUUUCCAUUUGUUUUAACCCUUAAGUGCUUUUACUGUGGUUUUGGGAGUCCUUUCAAAAGUAGCUGUCUAUAAGUAGAAGCAGUAGAAAGUAGAAAGAUUGUGUAUAUAAGAUAUUGUUUAUAUUUCUUGCAGUAAAUUAUUUGUAAAUGGGAGAAAAGGCUAAUUUUAUGAUACCCUAUCUGUGUCUAACAUUGUGUUCUUUAUAUUGUGUUUACAUGAUCAGUGCAACUGAAACUUUAUCCUUAGGGUCGGCAGAAUCACUGCCUUCACCUUACUUUACCCGUCAAUACCUUAUUUACAGAAAAGUGCAGUUAUGAAAGUAGAAAUAUGGAAUAUUAGCAUGACUGUGGCAGACACAAGUUCCUUGAGAUCCUUCUUAGGCUGCCCAUAAUGCAGCCUUUUACAGUAAAAGUGGAAUAAUAGUCUGUGACAUUGCGUUACUACUUCAACCAUGCGUGCCUUUUCCGGGGGUUUUGGUAAUUAGUGUACAUAACACGUUACUACUUACCUACUUUUUGAUAGUUCUUCACAAACUUGUAGUCCCACAAAUCGUCAAAGCACAUGAAAAAAUGUUUAAAUGUCCCAUAAUCAUGUGUGUCAAAUAAAUCUAGCUAUGCACGGUAUAACAAUAAAACAGUAAUUGAACUGAUUAAUGUUUUAGCUUAAAGUCUCCUUGUUAGGUGUGAAUAUGGUGGUAAUUAUUUGUUUUUUCUCCGUUAAAUUUAUAUUUGGUUUUCUGUUUAAUCAAUAUAAAGGGAUUCAUGUGUAUUUGAAAAUCUGUGUUCUGGCAUAAUAAGUCGACAACUUGUUGUUCCUUCAUGUCAAACCUCAGAGUUUACUUCUGAAAUAAAUACUAUGUGUAUACACAUAUAUGAAUAGAUUUUUAAAAGGGAGCUCCUUUCGUUCGCCCUGCUGCUUUAAAACCCUUCUAACCACAGCUUUUGCUUACAGCCGGCUGCAUCAUGUUUAUGUAAUUUUGCUGUAAUUACAUCAUUUUUUCCUCCACACUCUUUCUUUUUGUAGCCCUUUUUGGUUGCCUUUUUCUUGGUCGUUGUUCGCUUCAGGUGUGUUUAAAACUAUGUGUAAAUGUUGAAAAAGCACAAAAACAGUGUGUUGAUUCGAGUCUGUCACUCAGCAUCUUUCUCAUGUUCUCUUGUUUUUCGUCACUGUGGUUCAAGUUUCCUCGCUCAACAUUGCCUCACUGAAGAGAAGCGCUAUUUUCCUCCAGCUGCAUUUACGCACAAAACUGCAACUUUUUAAAACAUCAUUGUCGUGUCAAAAUUGUUAAAAUUAAGCAAAUGUACAUAGUGGUGAGCAAGAAAGUUCAUAUUGGCCUUGCAAAAAACUCCUCACAGCCUUCUCCGGUUGCUCAGGUUGUCAUGGAGAUAGUUGUCAGUGUAUCAGUGGACUAGGAAGUUAUGGUCCAUAUUUGCUGGUGAUGGCAGCGGAGCAAUCUCCAUGACACCUGAACAAAUGAUGAUUGAACAAAUGGCUGAGGAGGAACAUGAGAUUUAACUGAAAGCUAGAAAAAGCAAGUAAGUGGGCCUUGAGUUGCUUUUUUUGUGCGUUCAGGUGCAAUGUUAUUUUCAGGUGUAUACCUACAACUGCAGCUUAAAAUGGCUUCCCGGUCUCUGUUAGAAUGCUAAACAACUGUCUGACAAGAGGACAGGUGUCACUAUUCAGCUGUAUUUCACAUUAAAAGUCACCGUUUGUGAGAUUUAAAAUAUCUUUACUUUGGGGCCACCUGCUGGUAGUGUCAGGACCGAUCCGACCCAGUGAUACCAAGAAUGAUCUCAACAAAAUGCCCAAUCACACAAUAAUCCCCCAUAUAGUAACUUUAAUAGCAGUGUCACUGUGUAUUUAACUUAAUAAUACACAGUAACUCCUCUGAGUUAGGAAUGCCUGCACUGGUUUUGCUUGUCUUUUUGUCCUCUGUUUCCUUUUUUUUUGUUAAAGUCAGUGCAUCUAUCCUGUGAAUAAAACGAGCUUUUAAAAAA
Messenger RNA from Morone saxatilis (striped sea-bass), 6070 nucleotides. RefSeq names its product solute carrier family 7 member 1a (gene slc7a1a). The record is from RefSeq and is a predicted model, not a curated record. Gene Ontology annotation, biological process: transmembrane transport; amino acid transport. Lineage: Eukaryota; Metazoa; Chordata; Actinopteri; Moronidae. The transcript has 14 exons. Gene Ontology annotation, cellular component: plasma membrane. Bases 348 to 2291 code for a protein of 647 amino acids. Gene Ontology annotation, molecular function: amino acid transmembrane transporter activity.